AUGCAAAACACUAAUAAACCUGGGGAGCAACCCCAGGCCUUCCCACGCCUGCUGUGUGAUUCCUCCCGGGCCGCCCGCGCGCCCCAGGCCCCGUCCCGAGGGCCGCCAGGGAGGUGGGGACGCCAGCCUGGGACCCAGGAGGGGACAGAGCCUGUGGCUCGAACGGCCGGGGCCCGGGGAGGGCCCCACGUCCGAGCGGCGCCAGGUCACACUCCCGACAGGCCUGGAAAGAAAAAAGAUCCGCCCGACCCGCGGCGGACCGCCGGGACCAGGGCGCAGGCGCGGCCCGGGGCGGAAGCGGAAGCGGAAGCGGAAGCGGCAGGGCGGGGCCAGCCGCAGCAGAACUUCCGCCGGGCUCGGCUCCGCCCCCUCGGGGGCUCCCCGAACGACUGUGGGCUCCACCCCUAUUCUUUGACGGCCCCCACGCGCGAGGGCGCGCCCUCCGCCUCCCGCCCCCCGCCCCGCAGCGCACCCCAUCCCAAGCUCUUGGUGUACCCGACGUCUGCCCGCCUCUGCUCCCGCAGCGAGCCCCACCUCUCCGCCUCCGUCACUCCUUGCGUACCUCACCGCGUGCCCCACCCCAAACCCCCAGAGUCCCCAGAGGUCGGCUGUCGGCUGGGGGCACAUACCCCACCCCACCCCCACCCCCCACUGGGCUGGAGCCAAGGGAGCCCGGGACGUGCAGACAAGCAGGCCGAGGGGCUGGACAUGGACAGCCGGAAGCAUUUGGCUAAUGCCUCGCUGGGGAAGAAGUCGGGGCUGCCGCUGCCCCAAGAGCUCGGGCAGCCCCCUCCCCCUGUGAGUGCGACCACGGCUUGGGGCCAGCCCGGUGCCCAGAGCGGAGCGCAACAGGUACUGCAGACUCAGGACUGGGUGUGCCAGCCGGCCGAGAGCGGGCGCCGGAGCCACCGCUGGAGCGUCAGCAUCGACGAGCGCCGGCGACUGGCCGUGCAGGGCGGCCGGGAGAAGCCGGGGACCGCCGGGCCCCCCUCCCACUCCAGGGACCUCUCGCGGCUCGUGGCCCAGCUGGUGUCCGGGGACGUGGCCAAGGACGUGCUCCUCCCCCACGCCAGGCCCUCCGAGGCCGCCAACGCCUUCCAAGCCUUCCUGGCCCCGAGCGCGCCCUUGUGGCAGACCGUGACUUUGGAGGCGCAGCUCUCGAGGUCCCCGCCCUCCUAAGAGCCCAGUGUCUCAGCCCAGUGUCUGUCUUUCAGCGCCUUUCCUGGGGGGCGCGGCGAGGGGGGUGGCGGCGGCUGAGCUCUCUUCACACCCCACCAGGGGCUCAUGAGUCUUCGGAUGGGAGAACAGGUCCUCCUGGACCCUCUGGCUGCCCGAGGCCUUGGAGGCCAUCUGUGGGAGGGAUGCCUUGCCCCGGCCCAGCCUCCAGGAGGCCACGGGGAGGGGCCUGGGGGAUAGGGCAGAGCGGGGCCUUCCAGGAUAGCCCCCCACACCUUCCUGGGGUCAAGCAGCUGCGAGUGGCUCCAGGGCAGGGGGCGUUGGGACGCGGAGUGGGGCAUGUUGCCCUCACAGGCCCCACGUACAGAGCCUGGUCAUGACCAAGUCCUCUGCCCAGCCCUGUCCUCCAGGAGGGUGGCAUUUAAUGUCAUGAACUGCUGGGUACUGACGCCACCCAGUUUGGGGACACCAGGUCUUAUGUUGGGCCCUGUUCCCCCGGAAGGCCCAAAGGGGCACACAUAACCCUGGGGGAGCAGAACACGGACCGGGUGCCGAACACAGAGGGAGGCUUCCUGGAGGAGGUGGUGCCUCCCCACCUCCAUACAGUGCUUGGUGGGCAGAGGGCCCGGGGUGACCAUGAAGCGCUGGCCCUGGACCCACUGUGGUCCACGGGGUCCGCUUCGGGGGGGGGGGGGGGGGGGGGGGGGGGGGGGAGUCCUGAGCCGGGGGUGACGAGGCAGAACCACAUUCGGAGAGAUCAAGCUGGAGAGGGCAGGAAGGGGGGAAGUGACCGCAGGCUCCCAGCCCUCGGGGGCACCGGACAGACAACAGUGGGUGGCGGGCACCAUUCCCUGGAUUUGGUGAUGGACUCCCGGGCUGACCGGGCUUCUGUGUGGGGGCAGCUGGGGGGAGGGGACUGUGGACAAGAUGAGGUGAAGAACCCCACGCCUGGGCUCUGCACACACCGGCCUCCCUUCCGGAGCGUCCUGCCCCGAUGCUGCUGCCCCACAGGACCCCGGGGUGAGGUCUAGGCAGGGCCUGGGGGACAUCGUGAUCCCCUCCCCCUCCUCCCUAGGGACCUCCGAUGACGUGGUGGGGGGUGGGUGUCAGGCGCCAGGCUCCAUGCUGGGCAGGAAGACCCCCACCCCCACCAGUGCUCACGGUCCAGAGUGGGAGCUGAAGUGUCAACGGCUAGGACAGAGCGACACGUACUUCGAUGUUCUUUGCCGCUCAGUGACUUUAAAGGACUCCCAUGUUGUCACUAGAGAGCCAGCGGUUCACUGGGCUGAGCUACCGGCUCUGGUCUUGCCUGGGGAGCCUCUCAAGGCUGGUCAGCGGGUGGUGGGUCCAGGAUGCUGGAAGAGCCAGCCCUUUGCCUUCCAGGUGGUGUCAGGGCCUCUCCCCUGCAUGAGGUCUCCCCAGCUGGGAGCCAGGCACCCCACACUCCCCACUAGAGCGGCAGAGCAGAGAGGUUGGGCGGCGGGGCAGGUGGGGACCUUCCCCAGGAGAGCGGGGCCCAGGACAGGGGUCACUCACCACCUGCAGACGGUUUUGCUGUCACUGGGACCGUUGGUUCCUACGGCCGCCCUGACAGACGGCCACAGACUUCACGUCCUCAAGCAGACGUAGGGACUGUGAGGUCUGCAGAGGCCAAAGCAGAUCUCAGCCUGGGUGCGGGCAGGGCUGCCUUUUCUUCCGGAGGUCUUGGAGAGAAUCUGUCUGGCCUUUUGCAGCUUCUAGAAGCUGCCUGCAACCCUUGGCCUGUGGCUGGCCCUUUCCUCCACCUUCAAAGCCAGCAGCAUGGCGUCCCUCUGUCCCUGCCACACGUCUUCUCGGGGGCUUCUACGUCUUCCAACUUCAGGCCCCGUGCUGAUGUCGGGCCCCUGGUCCUGCGGCUACUCUGAAGUCCUGGCUUGGCAGUGCCCCCGCCCCCCCCCCCUCCACCGCCCCGCUCCGGGGGACCUGGCGUACGCAGGGUCAAGGCGAGGACGCGGAUAGGCACGCGUGCUGGUUCAGGGUGAGGAUGCGGACAUCUUUUGGGGGGCGCUCUGCUUUCCACAGGCGGCCCUGGCAUCGAGUGGGCAGAACUGGAGUGCUGUUUCAAUCCCGCAGAGCACAGAACCCCCCCUGCAGCCAAGAAUGACGGGGCCCCAGGUGUCCACAGUGCCCCGGCCGAGCGUCCCUGGGAGGCAGGGGGGUCCAUCCAGCAGACGGUGCACGGCAGUAGGAUGAGCGGGGAGGGAGAGUCCUGGGGCGGCAUCCGUCUGGUGAGGGCAUCCCCCGGGCCCCCCUGAGGGACACCGCAGUGCUCCCCACCGUAUGUCCACUCUUAGCGGCUCCUUCCCUUCCUUUCAGCCAGGCGGGUGUCUCUUCCAGCUCCAGUAGCGACAAUGCGUCCCUCCCAGGACUCACGGGGAACCCCCCAGGUGGUGGGCCAUCAGGGAACACCUCUGAGGCCAGCAUCGCCCCCGCUGAGAAAAAGGACUUCGUUGGCUUUGCAAGAGCACGUGUGUUCACUGUCGAACAACCUGAGGAUAAAGUUUUAAAAUCUCACCCACAAUUUCAUCAAGAUAAGGCUACUGACGUCAGGUUUACAGAGGUUUUCCUGAGGCCCUUAGACCCACACCAGAGCUGGCCGGGGACCCUUCCUUCCUGUCUUGGGUGACACCGUCUUUCCCUCAGGGCUGAGUCUUCCCGCUCUGAGUGUCACUGCAGAAGCGAGGGUCAACCUGGCUUUCUGUCCGUGUCUGCCGUGUCUGCGAUCUGUGCUUCCCGAUAAACAGCUCUACUGACCCCUGACGGCCGGGUUCAGGCACGGUGGGCCUCAGUGCAGAUCCUGCUGAGCACGGCCUGCAGGCCCCUUGUCACUCCGGGACACCGAUCUCUGCGCCCCCUCCGAGCCCUCUGCCACUGGAGCCUCUGCAUCUUCUCAGCCCCCGCCGGGUGCCACCGCCAGGGGUCCCCCGAAGAAAGGUCACUCCGAGCCCUCCAGUGGCGAAGCCCGCGCCCCGUGGGCCCUGAGGCGUGCCGCACCCGCGCAGGGCUGAGGGUCCCUCCUUCCCAACGUCCUGACCUCUCUCAACAAUUGUCCCCUCACCCUCUCAGGACACGUGACCUCAUCGUGUAUGAUCAUCCCUGCCUUCCUCCCCACUGGGCUGUGUGCUCCCCGAGGGCAGAGAUCGCGUCUCCUUACCCCCUGCCCCUCCCCCCCCCCACCCCCCCCCGCCCAUCUAAACUGUGGCACCAAGCAGACGUUCCACAAGUAACGGUCGAACAAAUAAAUUCUUGUUUCCGUUGCUUUGUCUUGCCCGCAGAUGGUCUCCAGCCUUCGCCCCAUCGGUAAUCUGACGUCGCGCCCCGUGCUGCUUCAGACUUAUUCCAGAAUGCUGUGAUUGUGAGGAAGCGAGUUUCCUCGGCUGUUAAUCUUGCUUCCAGUCUGCUGUUUUGUCAUCCAUUACUUGGGCUUCUGAUUAGCGAUCGCACGUUCCUCUCAUGUUCGUUCGUGACUGGUGGCACUCCUGGGGAGUCCUCUUCUGCUUCAGGAGCGUUCUCUACGGGGUUUGCGCUGGCCCCUCGCCUCCUCCCUCCCUCUUCCAGUUUCUCUGUUGUUGGAUGUGUGGACUUAGCCGCACAGAACAUCCCUGUGAAUGUCUGUUUGCACUGCUAACUAAUGGACGAAUUCAUAGAAUUUCUGCAAUU
Molecule: messenger RNA, 4875 nt
Organism: Herpailurus yagouaroundi (jaguarundi)
Lineage: Eukaryota; Metazoa; Chordata; Mammalia; Carnivora; Felidae
Gene: TEX22
Product: testis expressed 22
Source: RefSeq, a predicted model, not a curated record